GGUUUAUUAACGCGGGAACGCAUUGAACCCUAAACCCUAGCGAGCUCCGCCAUGGCCGAGCUCAACCCCAGUCUGCGAUGGCGUCUUCAAGCAGGAUCUUACCUCGGCGAGAUCUCAGCCCUCUGUUUCCUGCCUCUUCCCUCCAGCCUCUCUCCUUACCCCAUUCUCCUCGCCGGAUCAGGAUCGGAGAUCCUAGCGUACGACGUCAAGUCGGGGGCUCUCCUCAGAUCUUUCCACGUUUUUCAAGGGAUCCGAGUCCAUGGAAUUUCGCUCAGGUCAGUGGACCAGAAGGGGGAGGUUUUGCAUUGCUCGGUCGUUGUUUAUGGGGAGAGAAGAGUGAAGCUCUUUAGAUUGGAGUAUGAUGUGAAGGCGGGCAUUGAGAUGGAGUUGGUUGGUCAGCUGCCGAGGUUCGAUCACUGGGUCCUCGACACUCGCUCCUUGAAGGAAGAUGAUUGUCUUGCAGUGGGGCUCAGUGACAACUCGGUUGCUCUAUGGGAUAUGAAUAAUCCUGAUACACUCCUUCGAGUGAAAUCUUCAGAAAGGUCCCUUCUUUAUUCUAUGCGAAUCUGGGGUGAUAGUUUAGAGGCCCUCCGCAUAGCAUCAGGAACUAUCUACAAUGAGAUUAUUGUUUGGAAGUUGAUUCCUCAGGAUCUGCUUCCAUCUUCUUCAUGUUUGAUUGGUUUGACAAAUAGAUGCACGUCUGACUAUGAUGAAGUUCAAUUUCAUGGUCAACAAUACAUAUCUGUUUUUUUGAGCAGACUUACUGGUCAUGAAGGUUCAAUAUUUCGCAUAGCUUGGUCCUCUGAUGGGUCAAGAUUGAUGUCAGUUUCUGAUGAUCGCAGUGCUCGCAUCUGGAUAAUUAGUGGUCCAAAUCAAGCUCCUUGUGUUUUAACGGAGACUUAUCGCUGCAAUUUAUCGCUUGAUCUUGUGCUGUUUGGCCAUAAUGCUCGAAUUUGGGAUUGUUAUAUCUCUGAAUCUGUAGUAAUUACAGCUGGCGAGGAUUGUACUUGUCGAUUAUGGGGAAUGGAUGGCAAGCAGCUUUCAACAAUUAAAGAGCACGUUGGAAGAGGCAUAUGGCGAUGCUUGUAUGAUCCUGGCUCAUCUCUACUUGUAACUGCUGGAUUUGAUUCUGCUAUUAAAGUACAUUUACUUCGUUCUUCUUCCUUGAGGGAGAUUACAGCCAAUGAUGGGUUACGAAAUGAAUCGAAGAACCGAACAGAGACCUUCACUAUUUGUGCUCCAAAAAUGUCAAACUUGUUUGGCCUGAUGGACAGCAAAAGUGAGUAUAUCCGCUGUUUGCGCUUCGCUCGAGAAAAUAUACUGUAUGUUGCUACAAACAAUGGUUAUUUAUAUCACGUGAAAUUGCUUGACGGGGAUGCACUAUGGACCGAAAUUGCACAAGUCAGCAAGGAAGCACCUAUUAUUUGUAUGGAUAUUAUUUCCUUAAACUUAUCUGCUUGCGUUGAAGAUAUUGUGGCUGUUGGAGAUGGCAAAGGAAAUGUGACUGUAAUUAGAGCUGUAGAUGGGGAUCCUAUCCCUAAAUAUGCAGUGUGUUCUACUUGGUCAGCAGAAAAAGAUAGACAGCUGUUGGGAAUUUACUGGUGCAAAUCACUUGGAUGCAACCACCUUUUUACAGCUGAUCCUAGAGGAGCAUUAAAAUUGUGGAACAUUGGCACAUCGCAAUCAAAUGCUGACAAUACUAAUGUGCAUGCAGUGUUUCUAGCUGCUGUAUUUUCAUCAUCUUUUGGCACACGGAUCAUGAGUUUAGAUGCAUCGAUUAGAGAAGAGGUCUUGAUAUGUGGUGAUCAGCGGGGCAAUCUUAGUGUGUUUCCCUUGUCAGAGGGUCUUCUAGUUGAUAACUCGAGUAAGAUAGAGGAGAAGGUUCCUUUACUCAGUCAAUUUAAAGGGGCCCAUGGGAUAUCUUGUGUUACCAGUGUUUUGAUUACUACACUGAAUAUGUAUGAAGUUGAAGUGCACACGACUGGUGGCGAUGGAUGCAUUUGCUAUUUCAGAUAUAGCAAAAAUAGCCAGCAUUUGGAAUUUACUGGAAUGAAGCAAGUGAAAGAGUUGAGCACGAUUCAGUGUCUCCGUACUGAGUCUGCAUCUAAGGAAAACUUGGCACAGGGAAAUUAUGCAGUAGGGUUUAUGUCUGCAGAUUUUAUAAUAUGGAACCUAAAGAACGAGUCAAAGGUGGUACAAGUUUCUUGUGGAGGAUGGCGGCGUCCAAACUCUUAUUAUCUUGGAGAUUUUCCUGAACAUCAAAACUGUUUUGCGUAUCUAAAGGAUAAUGACAUUCAUAUCCAUAGACAAUGGCUACCAGUGAAGGAGAGGGAGCUUAUUCCUAAGGUUUUGCAUGUACAAUACCAUGGGAGAGAGACACAUUCAGUAUGCUUCAUAUCAUUUGGAAUGCAAUCCAUUCCUAUGAAAAGUUGUUACUCAUGUCUGGCGACAGGAUGUGAAGAUGGAACUGUGCGAUUAACAAGGUACAGAGGCUUUGACAUGGGGAGAUGGUGUGAGUCCAAAUUGCUUGGGGAGCAUGUGGGCGGAUCUGCUGUUAGGUCUGUUUACUUUGUAUCGAAGACACACAUAAUUACUACAAGUCAAAGUUGCGGUUCUAAUCACGGUGUAGCUGACAAAAAUGAUAACCCAUUAUUACUUAUCUCUGUUGGGGCCAAGCAAGUUUUGACGUCUUGGCUUCUACAAUAUAGGAGUACAGACAUUGAAAAUCUGCACCAUAAUGGGGCAAAUACAGACUCUGAAGACGUACAUAGUCCUACUUUGUCAAUGUACUUCCAGUGGCUCUCAACUCAUAUGCCACCCAAGUUUGCUAGUUCUCAUCAGAAAGUGAAAAGGGAACCAAAAGCUCCUGAAAAUGGAAAUUGUUUAACCACGAAAAUUACCCUGCUUGAAUCAGAUUUAACUAAAACAAAGAAACUGAAGCCCAAAUCAGAGCUUAUGGAUCGACAAGACAAUGACUGGAGAUACAUGGCUGUCACUGCAUUUCUUGUGAAGCAUGUUGAUAGCAGGUUAAAUGUUUGUUUUGUUGUGGUUGCUUGUUCGGAUGCUACUCUAAUGCUACGGGCGCUUCUGCUGCCUAACCGGCUGUGGGUUGACAUUGCUACAUUGGUUUCAGAAACAUCUCCAGUUCUAGCUUUGCAGCAUUUGGUCAUUCCUAGCUUUUUUCAGGUUGAAGGUACUGUUAGAUCAGGAAAUUCAUAUAUCAUCGUUAGUGGUUCUACCGAUGGAAGCAUUACUUUCUGGGAUAUUACCGAAACCAUUGAUGGUUUCAUGCAAAGAACUUUGGAGCUCAGACUAGAAAUGCUUAUGGGUUGUCAAAGGCGGCCACAGACAGGUAGAGGAAGCCAGGGAGGUCGAUGGUGGAAAUCCUUGAAGCAUCAACCCUCCCAGAAGAAUGCCAGGGUUUCAGUUACCGCAACAGAAGCUGCUGGUGACAAUCAUAAUGGUCAGGGUACCAAACAAGUUCCAGUUGACCCUUCAUCUUUCGGGAGAAGUGAUUCUGCCAAAAAUCAGACAACUUCUCAGCCAAAUUCCAACAUAGCAUCAUCUGAGAUUCAUCAAGUUUGGCCCCUGCAUAUUCUCAAUUCAGUUCACCAGUCUGGUGUUAACUGCCUCCAUGUUUCAGAAAGAAUGGAUUGUCUGCUGUCAAAAUCUGAAACUUACUGUCUUGUAAGUGGUGGAGAUGAUCAGGCAGUGAACUACCUUGUCUUUGAUUUAACGAGGAAAACAAUGAAGAGUGAUUCUUGUAGUAGUGAGCCAACUGAAAAAUCGAAUCGCAUGCCAGAUUGUGUAACUGGUCGGGAGUCAGGAUCAAUCUUCACUGAGAAGUGUUCUAGUCAUAGCAUGCAUAACCACUAUCAGCUUAGGGUACAUUAUCGAGAUAAAGUUGAUUCUGCUCACAGUUCAGCGGUUAAAGGCAUAUGGACAGAUGGCAUAUGGGCCUUCUCCACCGGUUUGGAUCAAAGAAUAAGGUGUUGGAGACUUGGUCAGUGUGGAAAACUGAUUGAGCAUUCUCAUCUGGUAGUUAGUGUCCCAGAGCCAGAAGCAUUGGAUGCGUUAAACUGCGGCAGUGGAAUGUACCAAAUUGCAGUAGCUGGAAGGGGUAUGCAGAUGGCUGAGUUCUAUUCAUCUACUGGCGAGGAGUGACAAAAGUUUGUGGUUUCGAAUCUUCAAAAGCAAUUCAGCUUCUAUUUACGACGUCGCACUUGAGAGAAUGGAGUGUUGGUUGUUUAUAUCGAAAGGUUGGUGAACCAAGUUUGAGAUAUCAAGUCAUUUCGGUCCUUUCGAGGACCCGAUGCAGAUGGUAGAUAGUUUCAAAUGUGUGGACUGCUUAUUGUUUGUAGAUUGUAGGUAUUGUCAAACAUGAUACCUUUGGCUUCAACUAUUUAUUAUUUAAAACAGGCUCAUAAGCAUUAUCAGUACCCAGUUUUCUGGGAGUCAAGCUCAAAAAGCCUGUGACGAUGAGAUAACAGUGAACUAUAUACGUUUUAACUGUCUGCAAUCCCUGUAUGAUGACCUCGUUAUUAACAUUGAACAGGUAAAGAGACGUGCAUUCUUGUA
Molecule: messenger RNA, 4578 nt
Organism: Asparagus officinalis (garden asparagus)
Lineage: Eukaryota; Viridiplantae; Streptophyta; Magnoliopsida; Asparagales; Asparagaceae
Exons: 21
Coding region: 52-4164 (1370 amino acids)
Biological process (GO): tRNA methylation
Cellular component (GO): cytoplasm
Molecular function (GO): protein binding
Source: RefSeq, a predicted model, not a curated record